Electrophorus electricus (electric eel) is the source of this 1389-nucleotide messenger RNA. RefSeq names its product RIB43A domain with coiled-coils 1 (gene ribc1). NCBI's taxonomy places the organism in Eukaryota, Metazoa, Chordata, Actinopteri, Gymnotiformes, Gymnotidae. The record is from RefSeq and is a predicted model, not a curated record.
AGCGGCACAGACCUGCAAUAUGUCCUGCCAUCACGGGUGCGCUUGACGAGCAACAAAGUUUGGACACCUCUGGGUACCUCUCGAUUUGAACGAUAACGUUACCUAUAACGACACACCUGCGGACAAUCUGCUACCUGCGAGGAUGCACAAGGUCGACCUGCCGGUGGACGAGGCUGCCGUGGAGGCAGUGAGGCGGCGCCGGUCCGCGGAGGCAGCCCGGCAGACACGGAUCUUCAGCACGAGGAACCGAGUCAUGGGUCUGGACCUGCACGCGCUUGAACGACAGGUGGCCGAGCGGCGUGAAAGGGUCGCGAUGGACAAACAGCGGGACAUGGCCCAUGAUGCGUUGCGUGUCUCCUUUGAUGAAAUGCUUAUGAGGCAGCAAAAAGAAGAGGAGGACAUGAGAAGAGGCCUGGCACGGGACCUCGUGCAAUACCGGGCAAUGCACCAGCGCGCGGAGGAUUCACGUGAAGCAGACCUUAAGUGUAACCACCAGGGGGCACUUGGCGUCGACGUAUCUGCUCCAGAGUCCUUCGGACCUGCCAGCAUGCAGGUUUUUCAGGGAGAAGGAGUUGGGGAGGAUGAGAGGAAGAGGGCUCAGAUGGAGAUGAAUGAGAGAGUGCUCCGAGCGCAAAGAGAAGAGCGGGACAAGCAAAAGAGGGAGUACAAGCACAAAGAGCUGCUCAGAUGCAGAGAACUGCUGCAGCACGACCUGCGAGUGGCACAGCUGGAUGCUCUGGAGACGGAGUGUAAAAGAGCCGCGUGCAUCGCCCUCAAAAGCUACAACCAGGCUCAGGCAGAAGAGAGGUUGGAGAGAGAGAAGCAAGACAAGCUGAGACAGGAAGAGGAAGGGCUGGCAGAGAUGUUGCACAUGGUGACCUCUGACCUGCUGACCGAGUGCCCGGAGGCAGCAGUCAGAGCAGGGGCGGCCCCCCGUGUGCCGCCAGACCACUGGAAGGGAAUGGGCCCCGCGCAGCUCAGCGCCAUCUACAGGCAGAGCGAGGAGCAGCGCGCCGAGAGGGAGAGGCACACGCAGCUGGAGAGGCAGAGGGAGAAGGCGUGGGAUCUGCUGCAGCUGCAGCAGGCCAGGCAGCAGGUGGAGGAGGAGAGCAGAGUGAGAGAGACAGAGAAGGAGAGGAGAGGGAAGCUGGACCGCUACAACCAGCAGCUGGCCAAAGAACAGCGGGCACACCAACAGUACCUCAAGACGGAGCUUUAUACCAACCAGCCCGCUGCCCACUACUUCACCCAGUUCAGCACCAGCUCGCGCUAGAAACCUCUCACACCACCAUCCGCCCAGCACCAAAUGCACUGUGGAUGUUUGAAUUUCUAACUGCAGAGAAUACAUGACCUUGUUAAGGAUUAAUAAAUUAUGCUUUUCAUAGCACU